AGUAGACCGUGCCUUAACAGCGUAACAAAAAUGUACGUGUAUUCACUGGCCUUUUUCUUAUUCUUUGGACCCCUGCUGAGUGAAGCCUCUUGUGGUCAAAGACCAAGCCAAUCUCGCAUUGUUGGCGGAACAACUGCAGUCCACGGUUCUUGGCCGUGGCAGUUGUCUCUUCGAUACUCAGGUGGACACAUUUGUGGCGCUUCUUUGAUCAGCGAAGAGUAUGCAAUAACUGCUGCUCAUUGUGUGAAUCAUGACUCUCGACCAAGUUCCUACAAAAUUGUGGCUGGUGCUCACAAAAGGUACGGCGAUGGAGUUGAAUACCAAGUUUCUCGCAUCUUCAAACAUGAGAGAUUCUCCAUGUCCCACCUACAAAAUGACAUUACAGUCCUCAAGCUGAGCUCUAAGGUGAAACUUGGUCCCACUGUUGGUAAGGUGUGUAUGCCUGCUCAAGGGUCACGUGCUAAAAUCGGUGCUCAUUGCUGGACAUCCGGAUGGGGCCGAAUAAGUGGUCAAUCUAACCAAGCAGCUUACGAACUACAACAGACCUCCUUACCCGUUGUCGAUCACGACACGUGCUACAGGAAAAACGGUUACUACGUUCAUGAGACCUCCAUGGUAUGUGCAGGUGCCUCUGGAAGCAGUGUGUGUAAUGGGGACAGCGGUGGGCCUCUAGUAUGCGAGGAAAAUGGAAAAUGGGUACUGCGUGGUGUUACUUCGUGGGUUACCAGCAAGGCUUGUCCCACGAUGACGUACUCCGUGUACGCACGAGUUGGAUCUUACGUGGACUGGGUAAAAGGCAAAAUGGGUGGUGGUGAUAGUGGUGGUGGCAAUUCAAAUUGUGCAGACUUGGAUUCAAAUUGCCGUUAUUGGACAGACAGCUGCGACCAGGAUCACAUCAAAAAUUACUGGUGCCCCAAAACAUGUGGCACUUGCAGUUAGGUUGAGGGAAGCUGUAAAGAUGGACUCUCCUUAUCAGGAUGAUAGGAUACUAUAAUCAUAAUAGUAGUAACACUAAUGAUGAUAAUAAACCAUAGCCUAAUACUCUAGAUAACGUGAGCACAUUUAAUUUUGGACAUUGAAGAGUAAAGGUAACGAUUAAAGGUCGAAAAAAAAACAAU
Molecule: messenger RNA, 1118 nt
Organism: Pocillopora verrucosa
Lineage: Eukaryota; Metazoa; Cnidaria; Anthozoa; Scleractinia; Pocilloporidae
Product: chymotrypsinogen B-like
Biological process (GO): proteolysis
Molecular function (GO): serine-type endopeptidase activity
Source: RefSeq, a predicted model, not a curated record